CUCAUUCCCGUUGAGGUCGUCAUCAACCUUCCAUGGGGACAGAGUCACUGGACCAGCUACGAGACGAGCUCGCAGCGACUCUUGCAAAGGAACAGUCUAUUAGGAUGUCCCUCGAGUCAUACGUCAGGCGCACGUCUUCUGCUGCCGGCGACGCACCCUCGGAGCACGAGCUGUUGACUCAACAGACCAAAACGUUGCUGCAGUUCAAACAACAAGGCGGAAUCGAGACGUUGCGCCGCCAAACCGCGCAAGUAGGUGCUGCUAUCGUGAGCGCAAACGACGUGGCAGAAAAGAUGACACGGGAAGUGCGCAAACUGGGCAAGAUUCAAGAACGAUUGAAGGCGACCGUCGAGCGAAGUGAUUGCAUGCUGCGCAUCCGUCAAAGCAUGCAGAGGUUGAAGGCAAGCAUGACGGAAAAGAACUACAUGGAUGCAGCUGCGUGUUUAAAAGAAUUGCGUGCCAUCGAAGCCAUGCACAUCCCGCUCGACGUGAGCGACACACUUCGCAUGAAUCAUGCCGAAAACGACAUUCGGUUUGCCAUCGAGAAUCAACUGGACGCCGCGCUCCACAACAAGGACACCCGAGAGCUCCUCCGUGUUGGUUCAAUCUUUGAACCGAUGCAAUUCGCCGAAGAAGGAGUUCUAAUGGUGCUCAAAUUCAUCCAGACGCAGCUCCAAACUCAGCUCGACGCCAUCGUUGGACCACCCAACGCUGUGUGGAGCGUUUCCGAACUCACGACGCAGCUCGUCCAAGUGUUCAACUGCGUUGCGGAAACCACAACUUUCUACGAACCACUCUUGGUGCAGUCAUUUCAAGCAGUCCAUGGCGCCGAACGAAUGCUGACUGCCGUGUACUUACAAGGCACCCCCCCUGCAGUGUCCAUUCUCACGGCAUACGGCAAGCAACGUGGCUUGGCAAGCCUCUUAGCAAAAGCUCGGGCGCUGGCAAAGCCGGCCCCGCCAUCCCAGCAGCAGCCAUCAACAACGCAGCCGCCAUCACCGUCCAAGUUGUCAACCUCCUCGUCGUUCAACGAUGAACUGGAUCUUCAUCCGUACCUGAAUGAGCUCGUGAUGAUGAUCCAGCACUCGCAAACGUUUGAGCGGUUCAUGCGGGGGCGGCAGACGCAUUACUUUGCCCACUCCCCCGCGACAUCCCCUCGUCACGGCACCGCCACGACCAACCACAACACGACAACAGCCUUGCCGUCGUACAACGCCAGCGCGCUCAACCAGUGUGUGCAGGACCUGGCAGGGUACUACUGCUCGCUUGAAGAGCAGUCGCUUCUGUACGCUGCGAAAAAGGCGCUGGCCCUGGAAGAGAUGCGGUCCGUCGUGUUGGAAGGCGACCAGCUCGUUCCACUCUCGUCCAUUGUAGACGAAAUCUUUUACGUGGCGAGGCUCUCUGGCGCCAGAGCACUUGCUACGGGACACGUCGACAGCGCGUGUGGCGUGCUCAAUGUAAUCGCGACCCUCGUGCAAGCAACGGUCGGAGACGUAUUCAAGAGCCGCGUGCAAAAUGUACUCAAGGACAGCACAGGCGUGUUUGGCGGCGCUGCGCUCGGGCUGUUGGCGACGCUGAACCCCAAACAACUUCGGGAUCACAUGGCAAACCAGCUGCAAGCAACACUAGGGAAGAAGGUGCCCGGCGGGUAUCUUUCGUCCCCGCCGACAUCGAAUCCACGCACGUCGACGACAAAUGCCGCGAUCGCGACACAACCUAAAGGAGCCAGUGGCGCGACUGGAAUGACCCUUGUGUUGGCGCCGCCCGUAACCAUGAACAGCUUGGACGCGAUCGUGCAGUACUUGGCACAACUCCAAGCGUCGUUUGAGCAAGAAGUGGCCACCACGUUUCCGAACCACCCCCCUCGCAUGACGUCUUGCUUGCUGGGGCUGGAAGAAACCGCAAGCGAGUACAAGGCGCUCCUCUCGACGUACCACGACACGGUGAUUCAAAGCAUGUUCCAGCCCAAAGUGGCGUCCACCGUCGCGCCGCUGUUCAAGCGCAUCUCAUAUGACCUUACGGAGGUUCAAUUUACUGCGAAUGAGGCGAACGACCCAUUCGUGCACGCUCUCGUGCAAGCUGUCGCGACGUGGGUCGAGCCGUUCGAGGCGCACUUGUCGAGAACCAACUUUGCUACGUUGAUGGAAGGCGCGGCGGACGUCGUUGUCGACACCGUUAGCGCCAUGGUGUGGACGAAAUCGUUCAACCAGCUGGGUGCGUUGCAGUUGGAAAAGGAAGUGCGCGUCCUCGCGGGGUACUUUGGAGCCAAAUGCCACCACAGCACCAGACACGACCAGACGUUUGCCUCGCUGCGUCAAACUGUUCUGGUCUUGACUGUGGACUCCCUGGACGACAUCGUUGACGUUGUUGGGCGGCCGACGAAAGGUGUCGAGUGGAAGGUGCCGAAGGAACGGGUCACCGACUUGCUGCACUUGCGAGUGGAGUUUAGCACGGCUGCCGUCGCCGCCAUGAAGGUCUAGCUCGUGCCCGUCGAACUGCCACCUAUCGUUGAACUGCUUUAACCACCCUCCUCUGACUGUGAUACCCGACUGAUCAGACCGUCGAGACAUUGUGCCUGGCGAUGCGUUCAAGAAGGCGUCGACGCCGACACCUGAAAAAUGCUUCUCGCUCGGUCUGGAUGGAGUUGGCAAUUGGACCCCGUACUAGGCUAAGCUGCACAGAACGCUAAUCGAAAUACAGCGUGGGACACUCUUGCAGAAGUCAUCGGUCAUCCUGCAGAACAAGAUGUGUG
Aphanomyces invadans is the source of this 2752-nucleotide messenger RNA. RefSeq lists its product as hypothetical. Lineage: Eukaryota; Oomycota; Saprolegniomycetes; Saprolegniales; Verrucalvaceae. The coding region runs from base 33 to 2480 and encodes 815 amino acids. The record is from RefSeq and is a predicted model, not a curated record. The transcript is spliced from 4 exons.